AUGGAAAAUUAAGAUUAAUAGUAGAAUGUGAAAGUAGGAGUAAGAAUUCGACCAUUAAGUUAAAAAGAGAUUAUUGGAAAAGAUUAGAACUUUUUAAAAGCAGAUGGGAACACAGUACUUUUAAUUUAGAAUCUUAGAUUAUUUUGCCUUAAAAUGGUAAACUAUUUACAUUCGAUCAUGUAUUCAAUGAAGACUCAAGUCAAGAUUAAAUAUUUUAAUGGUAAUAUAAUAAAAUAAGAAAUAUUAAGUUGUGUUACUAAUCUGAUUUUGCGUUGUUUUGAUGGAUACAAUAGUACAGUAUUAGCGUAUGGUUAAACAGGUUCUGGGAAAACUUAUACAAUGGGAACAUCUUCGGUAGAUUAAUUUAGAGGUUAAAGAAUUGUAUUAAUUUAAGAUUCAAGUGAAUAUGGAAUAAUUCCAAGAGUGAUAUAAUUUAUAUUUGAAGAAAUAGAAAAAAGAAAAUAAGAAUUGGAUAUUAAUAUUACAUGUUCUUAUGUAGAAUUGUAUAAUGAAUAAAUUAUUGAUUUACUUAAUGAGUCUAUAAUCCAAACGAACAUUCAACCAACAAUAAGAGAAGAGAAGGAUCAUACAAUAUCAAUACAAAAUUUGACAACAAUUCCAGUUACUAAUUCAUAAUAUAUGAUUUAAAUUUUAAAUAGAGGAGGAGCACAUAGGACAACAUCUGCAACAUUAAUGAAUUUAAAUAGUUCAAGAUCUCAUGCUAUUUUUACAAUUUAUUUUGAAAUAAAAAGAGAAUCUGAAGAAGGAUCAUUAAAAGCAAAAUUUCAUUUUGUAGAUUUAGCAGGAAGUGAAAGACUGAAAAAAACAUAAGCAAUAGGUAAAUAAAUGGAAGAAGGAAUAAAUAUAAAUUAAAGUUUAUUAGUUUUAGGAAAUGUUAUUAAUACAUUAAGUGAUUAAAAGAAAUGUGCUCAUGUUCCUUAUAGGGAAAGUAAACUUACAAGGUAUUAUUAAAUUUAAUCUAUUUCAAGAAUUCUUUAAGAUUCAUUAGGUGGAAAUUCAAAUACUUUUAUGAUCGCUUGUAUAUCAUCAGCUGCAAUUAAUUAUGAAGAAACUAUUAAUACUUUAAAAUAUGCUAGUAGAGCAAGAGAGAUUAAAAAUAAUCCAACUAAAAAUAUUGUAAUUUUAUUUUAAUUAUUAAAGGAUCCUCACACAGCUUAGAUUAUGAAUUUGAAAUAAACUAUCAUUAUUUUAAAUGAAUAAAUUAAAUAAUAUUAGUAAUUACUCAUAGAUAACAAUAUAAAUACUGACAAUAUAAAAAUUCAACAAAUUUUAAAUACUGAGCUAAUUUAUUAGAACUAAUAACAAUCAUGUGCAUAACAUUUUGAAUAAAUUAAUAAACUUAAAUAGUAAAACUUUAUAAUUGAUCAAUAACUUUAAAAAUUGUAAAAAGACUUUUUAAUACUUAAGAAAGAACUAAGUGAGAGUGAAAUUGAUUGUUUUAAGGCAAAAAAAUAAAGAGAUUAGGUUUUAAGAUGGUUUUAGGAUUCUAGAAAGUAAUAAUAAGAAAAUAUUUUUAGAUUGUUGAUAUAAAAUAAUAUAUCAACUAAUUUUGUUGAGGAUUAAUAACUAGAUAGUUGUUAUAAUGAAAUAAGUAAUUUUAAAAAAACAAUACAAGAAUAAGAAAAAAAAAUUUAAUUGUUACAAUAAUAGAAUGAUAUUUUGAUAAAGGUAGUUUAGUAUGAUCUAUAUAUUAGUAUAGGAAUCACACAGGGAUUAGAAAUUGCUUUUAAAAUAUUUUAACAAAUAAAAUUAAUUGUUGAAAUUAGAUUAAUCAAAUGAUGAAUAUGAAAUGGAUGAAACAGAGUAUAUUGAGAAUGAUUAAAAAAUUGAGGAGCAUGAAAAGGAUUUAAUUUUAAUUGAUGAACAACAAACAUAAAUUAAAUUAUAAUUACAAAAAGAAAUUAAAUAAGAUUAUUAAAAAUAAAUAGCAAAUCUAGAAUUAGAAAAGUUUAAUUUGUAAAGAUAAAUAGUUAUUAAAUAAGAUUCUGCUUAAAUUAAUAUUUUAAAAUCAAAAAUUUAAGAUUAUGAAACUAAAAUUUCAGAAAUGAAAUAAAAAGAGACAAUUUCAAAAUAAUUAAACAAAAAACUAGAAGAGUAAGAAUCAUAAGUGAAUUAAUUGAAAAAUAACAUUGAGUCUAUGAAAAGAUAAAAAGUAGAUUUAUUAAAAAAAAUGAAAUUGGAAAAUGAAAAAUAUAUAAAAGAAAAAGAUGAAAAACAGAAAGAAUUAAUUAAAGCUAAAAAACUUAAAAUUUAAUAAGAUAACAUUCUUUGCAAAUUAAAAAAUGAUAAUACAAGAAAAGAUUUAUAAUUGAAAAGAAAGGAUGAUGAAUUAUUAAAAUAAAAAAAUGAAAAAAUUGUUAUUAAAUAGCAUAAUAGAUAUAAUACAAAUUAAUUAUCAAUAUAAUAUGAUGCUUUUGAAAAAUAAAUUGAUGAUUUAUUUAAUGAACUUAUGUUAGGAUAUUAAGCAGAAGAUUAAAUUACAUAAGAGUAUUAAAAAUUAGAAGAGAUUUAAGAAGAAUUAAAUUUAAUUUAAUAAAAGAUUUCUAACAUUUAAAUAAAAAUUGAUUAGAUAGAAUUUGAUAUAGCAUAAAGUAAAAAUUAAAUGAAUAAUGAUAUAUUGAAAUAAUAGAGACUAGAAUUAAAUGAUUAUUAAUAAAAGCGAGAAAAUAUAACAGAAACAAUAGAGUUUUAAGUUUAAAAAAUUAAUGAAUACCGAGUAGUGGCUUAGAAAUCAAAUGAAUAAUAUACAAAUAUGUUAACUAAUCAAUAUUUUAAAGAAUUACCAAAUUGGUGUAUAAGAUCUUUUAGAUAUAUAAUAGAUAAUUGGGUUAAAGAUCAUUAUUUGAUAAGUGUAUAUGCAUAAUAGAUAGAAGAUUUAAAUUAAGCAAAUUAAGCAUUAUUAAGUUCAAGACCAAGCUCAAUUAAGAAAUCAGCGAGAUCAAUAACUCCAGCAGAUGAUUUAAAAAGAUAAUUAAAUGAGUAUAGACGUAAAUUACAAGCUUCUUAAAAUACUUAUCGAACAGCUAGUUUAGAAUUAGAUUACUAUAAAAACUUUUAUAAUGAAUAAAUAAAUAAAUAAUAAAAAGAUAGAUCAAUAGGAUUGGGAACUUAAUUAUAACAUUCAAAUUCAAAUUACAUAGUUAGAAAUUAUUAUGGAAAAGAUUAAAAAUAAAUUUAAGAGUCCUAAACAAUUUCAAGAGCAAAAUCAAUAGGUUAAAUGAGUUCUAGUGCAAGAGUAAGGGGUUCUCUUUCUAUGGCUGAUCAUAUGAAUUAUUCAUAAGAUUAUGGAGGUUAUGAGUAAGAAUUAUUAUAAAAAUAUUUUAGAUUAAUAAAAACUUUAUAAGGACAUGAUUCCAAUUUUAUCAUUGUGCAGUAAAGAGAAUAUUUUAUGCUCUGGAUAAUAUAAAUAAGUAAAAGUUUGGGAUAUAGAAACAUCAUAAUUAAUAAGUUCAAUAGAGUAAAGUAGUCAUUGUCGAGCAAUUCAUUAUUGGGAUGAAAGAGAUGCAAUAGCUAUUUCUCAUGGAUCUUAAAUAACAUUAUAUGAUCCUCAAACUUUUGUUUAAAAGGGAUUGUUAAAAUCAACAAUAGAAGAAGUUAAGGCAAUGACAACUAUAAAUGGAUUAUUUGUGGCUGUUGGAAAAUCAAUUAAUUCUAGUGCUUUGAAUGUUUGGGAUCAUAGAUAAAAUAAGUAAAAAAGUAUAUAUUUAUUAUUAGUAUUUUAUAUGAGUUUGAAAGAAGUUCAGAUAUUAUAAGCGUAUAUGGAUCUAAUCGGAAUAAAGAAUUAGUUUAUGGAACAUUAAAACAUUAUACUAAAAGAAUACCUUUCAGCAAUAACAAAUAUGGACAGAUUUAAUAAUUAUAGCCUCCUUAAUUAGAUAAAGUAAUUGGAGUUGCCUCUUUUAGUACUUAUAUUAUUAGUUGGUAUAUAUAAAUAUUUACAAAAAUAAAGUUCGUUAAGUAAGAGAAUGUUGCUUUGGAAUUAAUAAACAGGAUUAGAAAUGUAAACAAAUGAUAGUAUUCAUAAGGAUUUGAUUAUGACAUUAGCAGGUAUAUAAUAAAUAUUAUUAUAAUAGUUGAUGAAUCUCUUAAAUUAAUAUAUACUGGUUCAAAGGAUGGAUAAAUUAAAGGAAUAAAAAUAAAUGAGGAUGGUAAAUUUUAAUUAAUGAAUGAAAUAAAUGCGUCAACAUAACCAGUUAAUGUAUUGCAUGUGAUUUAAAAUAACCAUUAUGUUAUAAGUGGAGGUUAAGAUAAAUAAAUAAAAAUAUGGAAACCUUCUAAAAAUAUAUUAUCAUAAUAGAAUAUCCUAAAAGAGUUUACAAUAGAGGAUAAAAUGUGAUAUAAAUAUGAAUUAUUUUAGUAUAAUUAGG
Molecule: messenger RNA, 4388 nt
Organism: Paramecium sonneborni
Lineage: Eukaryota; Ciliophora; Oligohymenophorea; Peniculida; Parameciidae
Source: the annotation of a GenBank genome assembly